Molecule: messenger RNA, 1233 nt
Organism: Daktulosphaira vitifoliae (grape phylloxera)
Lineage: Eukaryota; Metazoa; Arthropoda; Insecta; Hemiptera; Phylloxeridae
Gene: ste14
Product: protein-S-isoprenylcysteine O-methyltransferase
Exons: 5
Coding region: 231-1097 (288 amino acids)
Biological process (GO): C-terminal protein methylation
Cellular component (GO): membrane; endoplasmic reticulum
Molecular function (GO): protein C-terminal S-isoprenylcysteine carboxyl O-methyltransferase activity
Source: RefSeq, a predicted model, not a curated record
AAUUUUAAUUCCAAAUUACUUUUUGUUUAAAUUAUUACAAUAAAUGUAUUGCUUAAAUUUACCAAAUUAUGUAUUAUGUAGUAUUUCACUUUACAAAAUGAGACAAAUAUUAAAUUUUCUUUUAUUUAUUUAAAAAUCGCUGUAAUCAUUUUGUUAUUAAUUUUUUUGUAUAAUGCGUGUGCAUAAAAUAUUAUAUCAAAGAAUUCGAAUAUCCAUUUAAGAAAAUAAAAAUGAUUUCUAAACUGAGAAUAGUGAGCAUUUAUGGAUUUCUAUUGGGAUUGUCAUUUUCUUUUAUAUUAAUAUUGAAAACCUACUCACUUCCCAUUUAUUUAUUUAAUAAAGAAAUAAAUUUACUUCAUUUAUUUAUUAUUUAUACAUUAUUGACCCAUGUUUUAGUAAGAAUAAUAAAUAGAGAUAUUGUGUACAAAAUAUGUGCUCAAGCUCUCUUGUUGGGCUUAAUAUUAGCUGCUGGUAUUAUAAUUUCUGUUUUAUCAACUUCUGUAUGGAAGCCUUUUGGAUGGUAUGUAUGUAUCAUGGCUUUGUUUCAUUAUUCCGAAUUUCUUAGCAUUGCCAUUUGUAAUCCAAAAACUUUAACAACAUCAUCAUUCAUGUUAAACCAUAGUGUUGCAUAUGGUAUUGCAGCCUUAACUAGUUGGUUUGAAUAUUUAGCAUGGUAUUAUUUCUUACCUGAAAUAAAAUCAUUACACUCAAUAAGUUAUAUGGGAAUAAUAUUAUGUAUAUUUGGUGAAACACUACGAAAAACUGCUAUUUGGACAGCCAGAGAUAAUUUCACCCAUUUAGUUCAAAAUGAAAAAACACAAACUCAUAAACUUAUAACUCAUGGUGUGUACUCGUGGGUUAGACAUCCCAGCUAUGUGGGUUGGUUUUAUUGGAGUAUUGGGACUCAAAUUGUUAUGAUUAAUCCAAUAUGUGUUAUUGCAUAUGCGUUAGCUAGCUGGACAUUUUUCAAUGAGAGGAUUAACUAUGAAGAAAUGACUUUAUUGAAUUUUUUUGGUGAGGAUUACAUAUCAUAUCAAAUGAAAGUUGGAAUAGGUCUACCGUUUAUCAAGGGAUUUGAAAUAGAACAAGAAAAAUAGCAAAUUAUCAACAAUAUUCUAUGGAUAAUCAUGUUGUACGAUCAAUUUCUUAAAAAUUAAUUAAACCAAAUUAUGUACAAAGCAUUAUAAUAAAUAAUGUUUAAUAUUAGUUAAGUAUAAAAAUAUAAAGCUAAUA